Cannabis sativa is the source of this 2223-nucleotide messenger RNA. RefSeq lists its product as uncharacterized. The record is from RefSeq and is a predicted model, not a curated record. Lineage: Eukaryota; Viridiplantae; Streptophyta; Magnoliopsida; Rosales; Cannabaceae. The coding region runs from base 320 to 1690 and encodes 456 amino acids. The transcript is spliced from 4 exons.
UUUUUAUCCGUUUUACUAUAUUAAAACCUGUGCGUGUUUUUUUUCUUCACACCAACUAUUUCAGUUUAUAGUUAUUAUUAUUCUUUUUUCUUUGGGGAAUGAAAUUAUGAAACGAAUUGAAAAUGUUUGAGUACCAACUUUGCUGUGUAAGGAAAGCAAAAACAACGUUUAUUACAGGAAAGAAAGCCUUGUCUGUUUGUGGGUACACUGUGGUUUUUCAUGUUUACUUGGAUUCUCUUUAAGUGGAAAUUAUCUCAAUUGGGUUUGCUCAAGCUUUUCAGCAGAAUCAGAAGUUGAUUGUUUUUAAUACCAAAGAUAUAUGUGUAUGGCUGAAGAGAGUACAUUUUCUGGGAUGUCUGAAACUGAUAUAAUAGUUCUGAAAGACACACUCCAACUUCAGCAACAGCUUCUGCAAAAGCUUUAUGCCGAGUUGGACCAGGAAAGGGAAGCUUCAGCUAGUGCAGCUAGUGAAGCUUUAUCCAUGAUACUACGUUUGCAAGGAGAGAAAGCUGCUGUGAAGAUGGAAGCAAAUCAGUACAAGAGAUUGGCAGAGGAAAAGAUUUGUCAUGCUGAGGAGUCUCUUGCGAUUUUCGAGGAUCUAAUUUAUUCCAAGGAGAUGGAAAUUGCUUCACUUGAAUUCCAAGUUCAGGCUUAUAAGUGCAGGCUUUUGAGCUUGGGAUACAGUGAUAUGGUUGCUGUUGAAAGCAAGUUUCCUGAGAAUUUAUUGAUACAAGGAAGUGAUCUAUGGAAAGGAGAUUCUUGUGUUGCUGUUGGUGGUGGUGGUGGUGGUAAUGUUAAGAGGUUUAGCUCUUUGCCUCCAAUUCCCAUAAAGGAUUUCCACAGCAAGAAAAACGGUUUAGAACAAGAAAAAUCCGUGGAUUCUUCAGGUGGAUCCUUUAGUUCUUUCUGGCAACAGAUAAAGAUGUUAGAUGAACAAGUAAGAGAGAUUUCAAAUGGUAGAGAUUCUAGUAGAGAGAAAGCUACAAAAUCAAAGAGUGGUUCUAGAUCUUGUUCAUUGCCUCCACCAGUAACCACCAGCAGCACAUCAGUUGAUUUUUCGAGGUUAGAAACUGUUAACAGUUUGGAUCAAGUAAACCGCGCUGAUAAUCGACGAGAAGAGUCGUCGAGUGUUCAAGAUAUUUAUGAAGUUCCGAAACUUAAAGAGGAUCAUAAUAUUCGUGAACAACAAAACAAAGCACAGAGAAAGUUGAUUGAAGAAGCUGAGAUUAAGCUUGGGAAGCUGGAUUUUAUGUCAGAGGAAACCAGUAACUUUUGUGUUCAAGAUGAAAACGACUGUGUAAAGACGAUGUUGCACUGCUCAAAAGAUGAGAGAAACUUGUCUAUACCAAAUGAUGAAAUGAGUAUUAAAUGCAAUGUGACUACGGUUCAUCCAACAAUUGGUGUUUCUGAAUCUCAGGCCAAGUUUCAACAGUUGUGUAGAAGGGUAGACCGGAUUGAGGGAGAGAAUAGUGCAAGUCAAGAAAUUACUUCUGCAGGUGAAGAAGAGAGAAAGUUAUUGAGGGAAAUACAUGAAAAAAUCAACACCUUACAAGCUGAAAUUUGUAGUUGGAGAAAAGAUAAAACUCCAGUACAUGAUGAACAAGAAAAACCCUUAGAAAACAAAACUGGAAAGCAAGAUAAUGAUCGCGUACAUUGUCUAAAAGAGGCACUGCUACACUUUUGGCUUUGAUCAAUAAAUUCAAUCGAAUGGUACCAUUUCGGGAGAUGUUGAAAAGAUCUAGGCUUCACCAGUUUCAGACAGGCUGUGGUAUGUUCAUUGAGAUCCCCCUGGUGAAUAUCCAAAAAAAUCUCUAAUUGGAUUUCCUUUUCUAACUGGAUUUUAUUCCAAAAUUGAUCUUACAGCUCACUAACACUAAGUAUACCAUUAGUGAGGGAAAAAAAUGAAGGUUUUUCUUGUAAGGUUAGGCGGGGAGCCUAGUUUCGAAAACAAAAAACGAAAAGAAAAAUAAAAAGCUUGCAUAGUUGUUCAUAUAAGUAGCUGCACAUCAUAAGAGAGUGUAAUUUUAGAGUACUGUAUUAGGCUUGCUUUCUUAUCUAUUCUUUGUUUCAAAAUUUUCAGAUAUAUAUAUUGAUUGUAAGUAAUAAGUAUACCUUGCUGUUUGAGAGUUUAAUUUUUCCUUGUUUGAUUGUAAAUCAGAUUUUGCAUACACAAUAAUUUUCAUAUUACCUGUAACAAGUAAAUAAUACAGUUUGUUUGAUUGA